AUGACGACGGCCCAUAGACCAACAUUUCACCCUGCCCGAGGAGGCACUGGGCGAACCGAGGGAGACUUAUCGAAACUGUCGCAGCAAUAUUCGUCUAAAGAUAUGCCAUCACACACCAAAUUGAAGUACAGACAACAGGGUCAGGGUACUGAAGAGGAGUUGAGGAGACGGGAUCUGCGACGUGAAUUGGAGGACAAGGAGAAGGUAGCCUCUCGGGAAAGGCGCAAUCGUGAAGCAGCCGCUUCUAGUUCGAGUAACAAGAGGGCGAGGAUCGAAGAGUCUUCACAUGCAGCUGUAGAUGCGGAUGAGCCGCUAGAUGAAGUGGGUGUUUUUUUGACUUUCCUGAACUUUCAUAUGCCAUCACAUACCAAAUUGAAGUACAGACAACAGGGUCAGGGUACUGAAGAGGAGUUGAGGAGACGGGAUCUGCGACGUGAAUUGGAGGACAAGGAGAAGGUAGCCUCUCGGGAAAGGCGCAAUCGUGAAGCAGCCGCUUCUAGUUCGAGUAACAAGAGGGCGAGGAUCGAAGAGUCUUCACAUGCAGCUGUAGAUGCGGAUGAGCCGCUAGAUGAACAUGACUCAUCUGAUGAUGAUUCCGAUGAAGACGACACGGCUGCUCUUAUGGCGGAACUAGAAAGAAUAAAGAAGGAGCGCGCAGAAGAAAAGGCCGCAAAAGAAGAAGAGGAAAAGAGGCGAGAGGAAAAAAUUCGAAUGGACAACAUUCUUGCGGGCAACCCGUUGUUGAACCCAGUUGACUCUGCAUCAUCUUCCAAUGGCGGAGAUUUCAAAGUCAAGCGAAGAUGGGACGACGACGUUGUAUUCAAAAACUGUGCCAAAGGUCGGCGUGAUUGCAUUCUUCUUUGA
Molecule: messenger RNA, 864 nt
Organism: Cooperia oncophora
Lineage: Eukaryota; Metazoa; Nematoda; Chromadorea; Rhabditida; Trichostrongylidae
Source: the annotation of a GenBank genome assembly